AUGACCGCUGCCGUUGCCGCUGCUGCUGACCGCCGCCCCUUCGACGUGCUCCACAGCCCCGAUGAGCCCGACCCGCGUUUCCUGUCUGGCGGACACCCUGAAGCGCCCCGGCGAGUCAAUUCGCGGCACUCGGCGCGCUCGCAGCGGUGUGCCUCGCAGCCGCCGCCGUCGUCCGCCGCCGACGCCGCCAGUGCCGACCCGGACGUGGACCUCGCGGAGGAGCUCGCCUGGGGGCCGGCGCACCCGUGCUAUCCGCACCUCAACCCGCACGUCGCCGUGCAGUCCGCCGCCUAUGCCCAGACGCGCAUCAUCCGCAUCCGCCGCGACUGGAUGAUCAAGGGCGACCUGGCGCCGACCUUCUCCAACCUGUACCCGGAGAUCCUCGACCCGCUGCUGCCCGAGCCCGAGUUCCGCAAGCUCAUCGCGCGCAUCAACGACGAGAUCGUCGCCGCCUACUCGCCCUUCGGCCUGCGCAACUGGCUCGACGCCGCCCUCGGCUUCCUGACCGGCUGGCUCUGGGACGACCUGGGCCUGACCCGCGUCAAGGCCCGCCUGCGCGCCCUCGAGGCCUGGAUCGUGCGCUGGAACACCGAGGUCGGCGCCGCCGAGGGCGUCAAGAUCUGGCCGCUGCGCUCCACCGGCUAUACCUCGCUGGAUAUCCAGAUUCCCGACCCCAAAGUCGGCAUCGUCGGCAGUGAGAAUGCGUCGCUGCGGAACAUGGUGGUCGAUGCCCACGGUGCCCGGAUGGACGAGUCGUCGCACGUUGUUCGAGUCACGUCGCCGGAGAAUUAA
Molecule: messenger RNA, 792 nt
Organism: Ophidiomyces ophidiicola
Lineage: Eukaryota; Fungi; Ascomycota; Eurotiomycetes; Onygenales; Onygenaceae
Exons: 1
Coding region: 1-792 (263 amino acids)
Biological process (GO): protein targeting to membrane; peptidyl-L-cysteine S-palmitoylation
Cellular component (GO): endoplasmic reticulum palmitoyltransferase complex; extrinsic component of endoplasmic reticulum membrane
Source: RefSeq, a predicted model, not a curated record